UUAGCCUCUGCUCUGAUAAGUCCCGCGCGGUUGAGAUUGAAGUCGCCGGCGUGAAAGCCUCUGGGUGCUCUGCCGCUUCUGGCUCGGGCAGGGUCGCCUAGGAAACGGGGUAGGGGCGCGCCGACCGAGCCUCCCCAUGGCCGCGGUUGUGGCCCAGGGUGGAGCGAUGGGUCCUCUCGUGGGGGCCAUCGACCAAGGGACCAGCUCCACAAGGUUCUUGGUUUUUAAUGCAAACACAGCUGAAUUACUGAGUCAUCAUCAAGUAGAAAUCCAACAGAAAUUCCCCAAAGAAGGGUGGGUAGAACAAGACCCAAAAGAAAUACUGCAGUCUGUCUAUGAAUGUGUUGAAAGAACAUGUGAGAAAUUGAACCACCUGAAUAUAGACAUUUCCAACAUAAAAGCUGUAGGAGUUAGCAAUCAGAGAGAGACAACUGUAGUUUGGGACAAAGAAACUGGACAGCCUCUCUAUAAUGCUAUUGUAUGGCUUGACCUAAGGACUCAAUCUACUGUUGAAAGACUUCUUAAAAGGAUUCCAGGGCAGAAUAAAUCCUUUUUUAAGAGUAGGACUGGUCUCCCUAUUAGCACAUAUUUCAGUGCUGUGAAGCUACGCUGGCUUUUGGACAAUGUGAAGGAGAUCAGGCAAGCAGUUCGUGAAGGGAAAGCUCUUUUUGGUACUAUUGAUUCAUGGUUAAUAUGGAGUUUGACCGGUGGAAAAAAUGGAGGUAUUCAUUGUACUGAUGUAACCAAUGCCAGUAGAACAAUGUUGUUCAACAUUCAUUCAUUAGAAUGGGAUGAUGAACUCUGCAAUUUUUUUGAAAUUCCUAUGGAAAUGCUUCCCAAGGUACGGAGUUCCUCAGAAAUCUAUGGAUUACUGAAAAUCUCCCCUACCCUGAGUUCUGGAGCUUUGACUGGUGUACCAAUUUCUGGGUGCUUAGGUGACCAGUCCGCUGCAUUAGUAGGACAAAUGUGCUUCAAGGAUGGCCAAGCAAAGAAUACGUAUGGAACAGGCUGCUUCUUACUCUGCAAUACAGGCCAAAAGCCUGCACUUUCUGAGCAUGGCCUUCUAACCACCGUGGCUUACAAAUUGGGCAGAGACAAGGCUGUAUGUUAUGCAUUAGAAGGCUCUGUUGCUAUUGCUGGAGCUGUUGUUCGUUGGUUGAGGGACAACCUUGGUAUUGCAAAAUCUUCAGAAGAAGUAGAGAAACUUGCUGCUGAAGUGGGCACGUCUUAUGGCUGUUACUUUGUUCCUGCAUUUUCAGGAUUAUAUGCACCAUACUGGGAACCCAGUGCAAGAGGAAUUAUCUGUGGCCUUACUCAGUUUACAAAUAAAAACCACAUUGCCUUCGCUGCCUUGGAAGCUGUCUGCUUUCAAACACGGGAGAUAUUGGAUGCAAUGAAUAAAGACUGUGGGAUACCACUUAGCCAGUUACAAGUUGAUGGAGGAAUGACCAACAACAAGAUCCUUAUGCAACUCCAAGCUGAUAUUCUUUGUAUUCCAGUUGUAAAGCCAUCCAUGCCGGAAACCACAGCACUUGGAGCAGCCAUGGCAGCUGGAGCUGCAGAAGGAGUGGGGGUCUGGAGUCUACAUCCAGAUGACUUCACAGCAGUAACAUGUGAACGUUUUGAACCGCAGAUCAAUCCAGAAGAGAGUGAGUAUCGUUAUUCCAGAUGGAAGAAAGCUGUUAAGAAAUCAAUGGGCUGGGAGACAUCAGAACCUCAAGGAAAUAGUGAAACUAGUAUCUUCUGUAGUCUACCUUUGGGCUUUUAUAUAAUGAGUAGCCUGUUAAUGUUAAUCGGAGCAAAGUGUAUCUCAGGUAACUGGAAAUGAGGCGUUUAAUGGAUUUCAGGAGACUGUAACAUCUCAAAGAAUUUGGUGCUUUCUUAACAAUCUCAAUGGCAUUAUUUUGACUUCACUGUCAAAGUUGCUAUUUAGGAAAGGAAUUUAAUCAGGAAAAGACAAAAUAUAGCUGCUACCAUUUCUCUGAUUUAAAAGUAAAGAAAAAGUGGAAAGAAGGCCUGGUUAACUUCUGUAACUGCCAUCAUCUGUUUUGUCCACUUGAAAUGAAACAUGGAAUAAAGAAGUUAAAGUUUUUUGGGGAAAAAAAAGGAAACAGUACAUUUCAAGAACUUCAUUAUAUACACUUAUAUAAAGUUGUGAUUUCUUCUUAGAAAUUGCUUAUAACAAUAUUUUCCAAAACCAUCUUUUUCAUUGACUAAUUCAAACUUCAGUGAUAAUCAAAGAUUUCAGUAGUGUAUUUUGUAACAAGCAAACAACAGUUAUUUAUUCCUCCUUUUCAUAUACAUUGGCUAUCAUAUUAAGGAUUCUAAGGUACUAAGUAAAACUGGUAGAUUUUUCAUAAAUUAUAUUUAAAAUUUUAAAUGUAUAGACUUCUUAUAUAUAGUAAGAAAGCUAUAAAUUUGAAAUACUGUAAUAUAAAUCUAAUGGCCAACAGUAGGAAUAUGAAGAUUAAAUAUGAGCUUAAAAAGUUCAGAUAGCUAUACCUAUUUUAAUAAUAAAUCAUAAUAUUUAUGGGCUAUAGUUGAAAACUACAAACAUUUUGCAAUCUUUCAUUUUAUGUAAAAGUCUGGACCAAAAUUUGCUUCUCAGUGAGAUACUACUAUAAGCAGCAGCAAUCAUGAUUUCUGGACAUAUGAUAUUUUAGAUAUCCAAAGAAGAAAAUAACUUUUAUAGGUCCCAAAAUUUAAAACUAAUUUAUAUCAGAAUGAUACCUUAUAAUAUUAUUCAUAUUUUCAUUAAGAAUAAAAACAAAAUCAAACAUUGCUGGCUCAUAGAACAAUCCGCUCCCUUCUCUCAAACUGAGGAAAUAUCUGGUAAAGUUUUGUCAAAGAGGUCAUAGAAAUCUCAUCCAUGUUCUUCAAAAUAUGUCCUAAGUGCACACUAUCCUUCUUUUCAUACCGUUAGGCCUCUCUAGGGUAGGACUCAGCAUUUGCUUUGCACACCACUGGAAUGAGUUGGAGAUAAAAAUGUAGUGAAUCUAGGCUGCUACUAUUUGAAGAUGCUUCAAGACUAUUGCAGUAUAACCAGAAAAUGCCUGUGGAGAGAGAUGAAUGACAUAGCUUACUACUUGUGGAAAACGUUAUAUGAGUGUAAUUAAAAGGUAAUAAAAAAUUGGUCUCCUCUCUUUUUUUAUAAAACUCACCUGAUUUGAAGUGCAGUGUGUAAACAUAUUGAAAUAUAGCAAUAUUGUAAUAUGUGCACACUAGCAGCUAAAAGAAUUGAGUGCAUGGUAAAUGGUUUCUGUGUCUGUCAUUUCCUACAUUUUUACAUAAUCUGUAUUUCAUCACUAAGGAAAUAUUAUGAAUUGAAAAUUCAAAUAAUGUUAAACAAAUGCUUUUUCAUUAAGUGUAAAAAUGAUUUUUGCAUUGGUUUGAAAUGUAGAAUACUUGUAGCAAUUGUUAAACAUUUUAACUGAAAUCUAGUCUUGAAUAAUCAGUAUUUCAGUUUGUUCAAAAAUCUAAGACUACUUUUUCUUUCUUUUGUAUCAGGAUUUAUUGGUAUAUGUCAACAUGAAUGUGGAAGUUGUAAACUCCCAAAUGUCAGUUCCAUAACUCUCCUUCCAGCACAGACAUUAUAUAUUUUAGGGCCAUAUUUGGCAAGUCAACAUUUUCCUUGCUUCUCAUAAUGUAAAUGACUUUCCUCCUCCCCCGUCAGUUUAGAGUUCAGAAGAAUUUUUCUGGAGAUUUCUUUGGCAAGCGGGAUAUAUAGCCAAUGCUUGCGGGUAAGAUCUUACAUAGGACAUAUACCAUUGUACUGUGGCUAAGAGAUGAAAUUUUUAAGCUCUGUUCUCUAAAUUUUAAAGUUAAUCUGAAAAUGGCUUGUUUCAUUAUGCUCCCUGCCUGCGUUUCCUGCAUUGUAUAGCAUACUGGGAUCAGCAGCUUUGGAUAUGAUUCCUGGAAGUAUAUAGGACAUUAAAUUUAUAAGUUUAUAAUUAUAGUUGUAAUUUUGUACAAUGUACUUCCACUUUUUCUACAAAACAAAAAUAGUGGAAACUGCUCAUUUUUUGUGAAUGGAAUGAUUUUUUUUCUGUAUAAUUUGAAUUAUUAAAUGGAUACACUGAAAAUGUAUAAUAGCAAAGUCAUUGAUAUUGCACUAGUAGAAAUGUCCUUGGUUUUGUUUUAAAUUAUGCUCACAGUGUAACCCAUAAAUAAAAUGCAAAUGAAAUCUUUACUUGUGGAAAUGUUUUACUGAACCCUGUUGUGAUAAACAAUGCAAUAUCAACUUUAAGAAUCACAAACUUGAAUGUAUUUUUUUUGCCUUAAAAUAAAGAGUUUACAUUUUAAAGUCAAA
Messenger RNA from Candoia aspera, 4309 nucleotides. RefSeq names its product glycerol kinase (gene GK). Gene Ontology annotation, cellular component: mitochondrion. Gene Ontology annotation, biological process: phosphorylation; glycerol-3-phosphate biosynthetic process; glycerol metabolic process. Gene Ontology annotation, molecular function: glycerol kinase activity. NCBI's taxonomy places the organism in Eukaryota, Metazoa, Chordata, Lepidosauria, Squamata, Candoiidae. The record is from RefSeq and is a predicted model, not a curated record. The transcript has 21 exons. The coding region runs from base 137 to 1828 and encodes 563 amino acids.